AUGUGCUUGAUCGUGGGGAAACAUAAUCCUGGGUGGUUUGGAGCAAUUCCAGAGUCGGAGGCAGCACACGCGAAGGACCGCCCUCCGCGGACGCUAGCAGGCGAAUAUGGUUCUUCCCUUCAUCUUCAUCCGAGGGGGUCCCCCCUGCGAAUCAUCAACGAAGAUGGGAAACCCGGUCACAAGCAGUUCUACUUUGUUGAGGCGGACGAGGAGCAUCAGGUGUGGCUCUGCUGGAGGUCGGGCUUCAUCCCGCGCAAGCACAGGAUCCAGGUCCUGACGACGCCACGUGUCGAAGAGGCGAAGGACGAAGAGGAGCGCGCGCACAUCAUCAUCAAAACCCCGGACGGUGACAUGACCCUCGAGGCGCCCAAAGACAAGGAGUUGUUUGAGCUGUGGACACGUAAGCUGACGGAGUUGGUGGAAGACCAGGCGGCGCUACAGGCGGGCGCGCGCGCGAGCGAGAAACUAGAAGCGGGGGGCGCGGGGAAAAGCGCAGCAAUAGCUUAAGCUUACGUAUUUUAUGGAAGACCAGGCAAGCGGCGCUGCAGGCGGGCGCGCGCGAGAGCGAGGAACUAGAGGCGGGAGGCGCGGCCGCGGAGGGCGCAGGGAAGAGCGCAGCAGUAGCUUAAGCUGACAGAGUUGGUCGAAGACCAGGCGGCGCUACAGGCGGGCGCGCGCGCGAGCGACAAACUAGAAGCGGGAGGCUGAUCGAGGGUGCAGGAAAGAGCGCAGCAGUAGCUUAAGCUGACGGAGUUGGUCGAGGAACGGCCGUGCCGCCCUACAUAGAGGCGGGGGCCGGGUGGGCGCGGGCGCGAGGAUGUGUUUUCAAAGCGUGCGGGACACCACUUAAGUCAGAAAGAUUUGACGGUACGUCGAGGGUUGCGUCGAUCCAAGGCGCGGAUGUGGGUGCCGGGGCAUCAGUGGGUGCGUACGUCAACUUUGAUUCAUGGCGCGCAUUGUGAUCACUUUUCAAGUUCAAGUGAAUAUGAU
Molecule: messenger RNA, 990 nt
Organism: Klebsormidium nitens
Lineage: Eukaryota; Viridiplantae; Streptophyta; Klebsormidiophyceae; Klebsormidiales; Klebsormidiaceae
Source: the annotation of a GenBank genome assembly